Daphnia magna is the source of this 1228-nucleotide messenger RNA. RefSeq names its product ribosome-recycling factor, mitochondrial (gene mRRF1). The record is from RefSeq and is a predicted model, not a curated record. Gene Ontology annotation, biological process: translation. Bases 162 to 1142 code for a protein of 326 amino acids. The transcript is spliced from 7 exons. Gene Ontology annotation, molecular function: ribosomal large subunit binding. Lineage: Eukaryota; Metazoa; Arthropoda; Branchiopoda; Diplostraca; Daphniidae. Gene Ontology annotation, cellular component: mitochondrion.
CCCGCUGUACGGCAUCGCAUUGUGGGGGGCCUACGGCGUUGCUAUAUCUACUACGCUUGAUUGAGAAGCCGUGCUCAGAUCUGCUUUAGCUUCAGGACACUAAGGAUUUCAUCAGUUUCAUUACUGCCGAGCGACACACGUUUUGUUCAACACAAUCAGGAAUGGAAUUCUGUCCGAAGAUGAGCUGCUGGACUGCGCGCACUGUUCUUCUGGUGACCUUUGUGGUUUUGCUAAUUCAUCAGGACAGCCAGCAAAAUGUCGCCAGCGCCUCUCCUACCCCUGUCAUUGGCUUUGAAGAUUACUCUGAAGGUAGGGUUAAUGCCAAUUCGAUACAGUUUGAGAAAUUCGAUUUUGCUGGAUUAGAUGAUGAUCGUCUUAACGUCGAACAGCCCAGCCUCUACGAGUUGUUACUUCAGCGUGAAUUGCUGGCAGACAAAUUGGAUUCAGAAGGCCGUGGCCAUUUCGUCGUCCGGAAAUCCGACCGUUCACCAUCACUUCGCCGGCUCUUUUGCUUUGCAAGUAUAACCUGCAAAAUGUUGUUGGCAGAGAAAAAAGGUCCAGUUCCUGUUAAUGAGACUGAAAUAGGAGAACUUGUUAAUGUCUCAAGGUUAAAAGAAGAUCUUCAGAAAGGAUUUGAUCAACUCAAGAGUGACUAUAUGAAACAUUUGUCUUUGCGCUCAGCAUCUGGGUCAAUUGAGAACCUUCAAGUUAACUUUGAAGGAGAAACUUAUACACUUCAAGAAAUUGCGCAGAUUGGAAGGAAGGGAUCCCAACUAAUAGUAGUCAAUUUAUCAGGCUUUCCAACAGUAAUGAAAGAUGUCCUAAAAGCUAUUAAUGAUUCUGGAAUGGGUCUGAACCCACAACAGGAUGGGACAACAAUUUUCAUCCCUGUUCCUAAAGUUACAAAAGAGUAUCGUGAAAGUCUUGCCAAAAAUGCAAAGAUUUUGUUCCAGAAAUUUAAGGAUCACUGCCGAGACAUACAAAAUAAAUACAUCCGGGAAGUAAAGAAAAAAGAAAAGGAAGUCUCUUCUGAUCUAGCACACUCUGUUCAGCAACAAAUUCACAGCAUGGCUGAGCUGUAUGUUUCUGAAGGUGAAAAAGUCAUGAUUGAUAAACAAAAUGAGCUGUUAGGGAAGGAUUAAAAUUUCCUAAUUGUGAAAUAAUUGCCAUGUUGUCUCAAUCUGUAACUCAUUUUCUUCUUAGUAAGUAUAAUCUUUGAACAACACUA